AUGGCCGCGAACACUUUCCAACCCAUAAUAACCGGCUCAGCCGACAUAAAGGCCGCCCAGAAAAGGCGCAAUAUCUACAUCCGCCCCUUCCUCCUCUUCUGGCUGGCCUCGUUCUUCGCCGAAACCAUCUUCCUCGCCGUCGGAAUCUUCAUCAUGACCGGCACGCACGACCUGUUCUACAAAGUCAUGUGGACGCUCGUCUUUUGCCCGCUAGGGAUGGGCGGGGCAAUGGGCGGCCUGAUCAAUACUUUCAUCGUCGACCACCACUACGGCAAGAAGGCGGCGCAUUUCACGGGCGUUCUCUCCCUGCUGGUCCUCAGCACGUGCAAUUACCUCUGCUAUACUCUGGAUACGCAUUUCGGCUGGUUUGGCGCGAAGGACCAUCCGAUGUGGUUUCAUUGGCGGUACCCGAUGAUCUGGGCGGUUGGAUAUGCGAAUGGGCUGCUACUGUUUACCGAUGGGGGGCAGGAGAGGCUUGCUAGGAUGGGACUGUAG
Molecule: messenger RNA, 495 nt
Organism: Aspergillus versicolor CBS 583.65
Lineage: Eukaryota; Fungi; Ascomycota; Eurotiomycetes; Eurotiales; Aspergillaceae
Exons: 1
Coding region: 1-495 (164 amino acids)
Source: RefSeq, a predicted model, not a curated record